AUUAGCAAUAAUUUCAACUUUUCCUUUUUGGAAUACACCAACACAUGACUUGGAUGUUCCCAAAUCGAUUCCAAUUGCUAUGCCAGACAUUAUAGUUGUCGUUUUAUCUGAUAAAUACGAAAUAUCUACGCAGAAUGCAAUAUUUCAAGCUUGGACUUGAAAAAUGUACAAUAAAAAAUUUAUGAAAGACGGUGAACAAUACAAUGGGGGUUUGUGUGUAAAACUUUACCCGUCCCAAUCAAUUGAAUUAGACGAUAUUAUAAGAAGGGGAACUCGUACCGUAAUCAUAAAAACUCUAAUGAGCGUUCUUGUAGCCAUAUUUCUUGUCGAUCAAUGUGUACUAAGAAAAAAAUAAACUAUUCACAAUAUUUGAAUUUUGAUUAAAAAGAGAUUGUUGAUGUUUUUCAUAAGACAUGCAUAUCGAUCCAUUCGAUUAAAUAAUAGAUCGGACACGCAAUGCAAGUAGUUGAUUGUUAGUUAUAAAAAUUGUUAGCUUUUGUACGAAUAUCUAUUGAAAUGUAAUCAUUUUCUUUAGCACUCCAAAUGAUUUUUAAUAAAAUUUAUCAUUAUGCUAUGUAAAUUCUAGGUACUGAACGAUUAGGAAACAUCAUUCUUAAAUUCUACAACGUUGCGUUUAAUCAAUUUGAAACUUUUAAUGUAAUGGUUUUUUUUUCAGCAGGUUUUUUUAUUUUAACCUUGUAUCCAAAUAUUUUGGGUCUGAGCAGUUUUAAAUUUUUCACGGAAAAUGCUAAAAUAUUAAAGUCUCCAAAGAUUAUUAGAUUACCGGCAAAUAAGUCACAUAUUGUAGUGGACGUCAUAGUUUUACAUCAUCAAACUUAUCCAGUAGGUUACGAAUGACAGUAUAUAUAUUUGUUUUGGUUUUUAUAGCUAAAAUUCUGAUGUGAUUUUUAGGAAAAUCUCUUAGACUAUUUAAAAGUGAUUAUGGAAGACCUUCAGAGUAAAUUAAAUAAUGGAUCUGUUACCUACGUUUUUGAACAUCAUACUGUUCAUAUGGAUUGUUCCAAAAACGCUAGUGCGAAAUUAAUUAGAGAGCUGAACAGGUAUACUUACAAUCUUUCACUGCUUGGUUUUUUUUGAAAUAAUCUCUUUAAUUGGAAGUUAUUUCUUUUUGCAAGUAUUAUGAUAAGGGAUAGGGGAAGAUGCCGAAUGAUCUUAGCAGGCUCUUGCACUGAAUUUUGUCGAAUUAUUGAACAAUUUAGAAAGAGCUUUGGCUCAUUUUCCGUCCCUCUUGGUUGUCCCUAUAUAGAUGAAGAAGGUAGAAUUUAUAUAUCUCAAACAAGGGAAGAAUUUGACAUGGUUAUACUGAAAUUAAUGGAGGUAAGUAUAAGAUAUAAUAACAGAUAGAUAUAUUAUUUUAUGCUUUCUAAACAUUUAGUAUAUGAGAUGGGAGAAAUUGUCAGUUGUAUACAGUACGUCAGAGAUUUGGCACGAAUUAGCUGUUAGACUAAAGCAAAAACUUUCUGGAAAAAUCGAGAUUUUUCUCAAAGAGGGUGCAUCUAGAAAAAAUGAUAAAGAGAUUAUUAAGAAUAUAUUUGAUUCUUGCCAUAGAGGUAGCAAGUUUUUAUUAAAGCCUAUAAAUUUAUGAACGUAUUCAAAACACUAGUCUUUCUCAUGCUCGUCGAUCCAUACGAAGUACAGUAUUAUCUUGAAUACGCUGAAAAAGCAGGAUAUCUUAAACGAGGAUAUCAGCUUAUCCUUGUGAAUGUCUAUUGUAAGAGCUUUCAUGUUUGAUCAAGCAUAAGAAUAAUUUAUAAUAGCUUUUUACUUUUCAAAAGCUAUGUAUGACUUUGCCUGGGAUUUAGACGAUAAAAAUCUAUAUAAUGCAUUUACUGGCCAAAUGAGUAUUGUCGAUAGUAUACCAAACUCUAAGGAAUAUCAUGAUUUUGUAAAUAAAUUCAAGCUAUCAGAUGAUAGGAUGGGAUCUGGUCCAUAUAGAGUAUAGCGCAAUAUCAUAUUUUUAAAUACUUAAUAUUUAGUGUCUCAUCCACUCUACCCUUUUAUUUUAAUAUAAAUAUAGACUUGGAAUAGUCUUUUGACUCUAUACUUUUAUAAAACAUUCGAGUAUUAUGCAAAUUACUUGGCAUCAAUAAAUUCAAGUUCAUUAAAUGAAGAAUUUAAAUGGAGCAUGAAUGUUAUUAAUCAAAAGCCUAGCUUAUCAAUUUUGUUGGGAGCUGGAAAGUACGUAAUAGAAUACGCUAGAUUCGACAACGGAAAUCUUACAAAGGUUUACGAACCUCUGACUGAAAGGGAAUGUUUUUCCGGAAAUAAAACUUAUCCAACUAUGGAUUGGUGCUCCAGAAAAGUAGUAAUGCUCACCGAACAGAAAAUAAAUAUUGGAACUUUAAUUGGAAUAUGGAAAGUUACAAUAAAGUUUACUAAAAUGUCUAAUAUAGUAAUAUUAAUACUUGUUAAAUAUAGGAUUGCAUCAAUUCUUCCAAUAAUUCCACUAUUUGCCUUUUACGUUAUGUACUUGAUAAAAGAUAGAAGACUAAGAACCAAUCGCGAUUGGUUAGUUAACUUAGAAGAUUUAGAAUUGACGCAAGCUGAUCUGUUCAGUGAGAGUGCGAAAUUAUCACCCAGAAUAGAAACUUAUAGUCGGGAACGAAUUGACAAUACAAGUAGAUUUCACUGUAAUGUCGCCCUUUAUAAUGGUAAAAUGAUCAGCAUAAGAAGAAUUUACACUUUCAUUAAUCUUACGGAUCGUAGUAUUUUAUCAGAAUUUGUUCAGGUUUAUUAUAAUAAUUUAAAGAUUUUCCCAACUUAUGAUAAAAUCGGAAAAUAGAUGAAAGAAAUGACGCAUGUAAAUAUAAAUCCCUUCUAUGGGGUUAUAGUAGAUCCUCAAUUUACUUGCAUAAUCUCAGGAUAUUGUCAAAAAGGUUCUCUUCAGGAAGUAUUAGCGUCUAGAAUUUUCCAGCUGGAUGAUGCUUUUAAAUUAUCCUUCGCUACUGAUAUAACUGCGGGCUUAGAUUAUAUUCAUAAUAGUUUUCUCCUUUCUCAUGGAAGAUUGCGUAGCAGUAAUUGCUUAAUUGAUGAAAGAUGGACUGUAAGAAUAUCGGAUUUCGGAUUGAAUGCUCUUCGUUCAAAAGAAAAUGAUCCUCUAAGGACUGAAGAGGAUGAGACUUUGAAACAACUUUGGACGGCUCCAGAGCUCCUAAGAUUAAAAGUACCCCCGAUUAAUGGAACAGCCGCUGGUGAUGUAUAUUCUUUUGGUAUCAUAUUACAGGAAAUACUUCUUGAAGCUCCUCCCUUUGUUAUGGAGCUCUGGGAUCAUGAUCCUAAGAACGUGUUGUCAAAAAUCAAAGAGAUAAGAUUUCCGCCAUUUAGACCAUCUUUGCCAAAAGAUCAGCAGGAAAGCGUAUUAACUGAUUUGAUGAAAGCUUGUUGGGAAGAAGAAUCUACUUUAAGACCUCGUUUUCAAGAAAUAAAAAAUACAUUGCGCCAGGCGAAUAAAGGGAAACAAUUUUGCAUAGUUGACCACGUUAUGGCAGCCAUGGAAAUCAAAGCAGAAAAGCUUAAUGCAAACGUCUCAAAGCAGAGACGCUAUUUGAAGGCUGAAAAUGCAAAGGUCAACCACUAUCAACUGAGACUUCUUCCUGUUCAUACAAAUGAACUAGAUAUAUUAAAUGUGUCUGGUUGCCGAUAUUUAAGACACAAUAGAGUUGCUGUUUGUCUAUUCUCUUUCACAAAAUUACAUAAGUGCGCUAAUGAGAUGAAAGUGGGAGACUUUGCCCAUUUUGUCACCAAUUUACACAGAACAAUUGACAUCGUUCUGGAAUCUAAGAAAGUAUGUCUAGCGGGGCAAAUUGGACAAUCUCAAUUAGCAUUAUGUGGAUUGUCUGCUUUUACCAAUCAACCAGUUCGUAAUAUGAUUGAGGUGAUGUUUUUAUUACGAUCAGCUGUGGAGCGCGAAUCUUCAAAAGUAGAGAUAUCAACUCAAAAUGCAGUAAAAUCAACAAUUGAUGUUGACGUUGGACUACAGUUAGGUAUUCAUGUUGGCCCAAUCUCUACACUAAGCUUUCAGAUAGUUCUAAAUCAUAUCUGUUUUGUUGGAAAUGCUAUUACAAUUGCAUCAGUUGUUAAAUCGCUCUCUGUUCCCAAUAAGAUAAUAGUAACAAAUUCUGUCAGGGAAGCUUUAUCAUUCGAAAAUGAAUAUGACUGGCAACCUGCUUUUAAAUUGAUAAUUAACUAUUCCAUGUCGCAAUUUACUAGGUCCGAAUAUGUGUGCUAUUCUGUUAAUUAUAAAAAGACGAAAAUAACGACCCCUAAGCAAAUUGUUGAGAUUGUUAAAGCCUCCCACGAUCCUCCUGUAAUAAUUCUGGAAGAAGAAGAUGAAAUUAGCUGUGAUGAGACCCUGAGCGGGUUUGUCCAACUUGAACCUGUUGCCGUACCAACACCCGAACAAACUAAAAAUUUAUAUUCGAAAUUAGAAAAAAUGCCAUCUGAAGAAGUCAGCGAGAAGCAAACUCCUAAUGGUUCUGUUGUGGAGGAAACUAUUUCUUCUAUAAAUGAUAGGAAUGAACGGGAAAGCUAUAAAACAACCUUAACGUCCAGAAAGUCGUCGUCUGAAAAAAUGUACAACUUGAAAGAAGCAAUUGCGGGUCCCAGCGGAUUGUCCGAAAAAUCAGAUAGACGACCAGACACUGCAAUUGCUGCAGAGGAAGAAUGGAAAAGUUUACAAAUGAAUUUACAAACGGAAAUUUUAUUAACUCCCAAGCUCCCUUCGAAGAUAACAGGAAGGAUAGGAACGCCUUCAUUAAAAGCUGAUUAUUCUGACGAGCCCGAUUUAAAGACAUUAGCUGAAUCAAGUAAAAGUACAAUAUCUACUUCAGCAAAAAGAUCUAUUACAGUACAAACACAACAAUCAACAUUAAAGGAGCUAAAGGAUGUAGAGACUUUAAUUGAAAACCCACAGGUUUUUCAAAGAGAUGAUGUAAUAUCAAAAAAUUAUUGUAUUAUAUCAACUCAAACGAAGAGAAGUGUAUUGUAUAGAUUAAAGACAUCACACGAACGAUUUAAGCCGUUCUAUUAAAAUAAUAGAAAAGAGGGGAAUAGAAAGAAAGGAAUAGAGAUGUAAACGGAAAAGAAGACGAAGAAAAAAGAUAUAUAUAUAUAUACAUAAAUUUAUAUAUUUAAAAAAUCUUAAAAUAAAUAAUAUAAAGAAAAAAAAAAGGAAAUUUGGCAAGUAUAGAGCAUGCCUGAAAGAAGAUUUAGUUCUGUUGUUUUAAAGUAAACAGACAACUUCUAUUUACGAAAGAAAUUUAAAGUAAAGUUUGUUCUCUAAAGUCACGUAAGACGACGAAUUAGAGAAAACUCAUUCAAAUUUUAGUAUAAUAUAUGAAAAUUCAAUUAAGUAA
Molecule: messenger RNA, 5375 nt
Organism: Dimorphilus gyrociliatus
Lineage: Eukaryota; Metazoa; Annelida; Polychaeta; Dinophilidae
Source: the annotation of a GenBank genome assembly